GGAGCGCUUCUCAGCUCAUUAAUCAUUUCAUUUCUCAGCCCAACACAACAAACACAAGUGACGAGUAUUCCUAGAAAGCAUCACUUUCACUAACUCUUAACUGUCCUCAUCCUUGAGACAAGUCGUCACAUCAAUCUCUAUCAAUCAGAAAUGGAGUUCAAAGUUCGCAAGGAGUCGCAAACUCUUUUGGAGAAGAUCUUCAACAACCACGAGCGACGGGGUGUGGUGCGUGGCUACCAAAUGCCCACGCUUCUCCGCUCACUCAAUCCAGAGUUGAACUACAACGAGACCGAGCUGAAGGAGUUGGUCGACGACGAGGACACGAAUGGGAGCGGUCUAGAUUUUGACGCUUUCUCCCGAAUUUCCCUUCACUUUCUACUCAAACAGGUGAGAAGAGAAAGCAAUGACUUUUCUCACAAGAAGCUUGUUCGUCCUGGCGACUUCCCGGAAGCGACGUAAAUACACCAGCGAUAUGAAAUGCAUUGAACCAUCCACCCACAAGCUAACCCACGAUAAUGCAAUCAUGAUCGAGAUCAAUAAUAUGCUUGGUAGUUACAUAAUUGCUAUAAAAAAUUUACACACAAUUGAAAUCUCUCCCUUCGUGACUCGCUCCUCAAAAAAUGAAGUUUAUUUGUUUCUAACUUUUGGUACAAAAACAAUAAAAUACAGUUUAUUGGAA
Messenger RNA from Folsomia candida, 679 nucleotides. RefSeq names its product troponin C. The record is from RefSeq and is a predicted model, not a curated record. NCBI's taxonomy places the organism in Eukaryota, Metazoa, Arthropoda, Collembola, Entomobryomorpha, Isotomidae. The transcript has 4 exons. Bases 151 to 459 code for a protein of 102 amino acids.